AAAAGGGAAUAUUGUUACGUUGAUGAUAAUGUUUGUUGUUAUCGUUGUAUUAAACGAUCGACUGAAUAUGACCAAUUGCCUAUGAAACACAAUAGCCAGAGGACUGUCCACCAACAACAUGAAAUGUCUUAAAAUACUCAACAGAUGUCAAUUUUGCCAUGGUGUCGUACGGAAUGAAUUUGUGGGUGAAAAAAUUCAAUCGAGUUUAUGUAUCUCUGUCUGUGCUACCAUUGACCAGUGUACCCACAUAAGACUGAGCUGUAUCUACCAGCAUUACCAACAACAUAUCGCAUAUUCAUCAUAAGGCGAAGAAGGUGAUGGCACGUACUACGCGCUCAAAACGAAAAAUGGCGAAUACGAGCGACGCUCAAACGUCUGCGAGCAGUCUACUGGCGAAUACAACAGCAGGUCCAUUCAUCGAUGCCAAUGUAUCGACGAGUUAUGCAACUGAAGGAUACAGUUUCAAUUACACUGAGAUUGUCAAUAGUCUAGGUGGUGGUUAUUCGCUUGAUAGUGUUAAUUACACAGAGCUGUGGAUUGAUGUGUGGAAUACUACCGAGCGGAGUAAUACUACGGCGAGGUUGAAUGCAACAAUAUUGCCGCAUGGGGGCUAUUGUGAUGAAUGGGAAUCUGCACAGCACAAGCUCUUUCAGGCGGCCAAUCUCUUCUUCGCCGCAGCCUUUCUCGUACCGAGAUCCUUCAAAGCAUCAGUACUGGCAUUGCGGACAUGCCUGACAGCUGGCUUUAUGCUGGCAGCACUAUGGGCUGGCAUAACAAUUUGUGCCCUUGACGCUAUGCUCUGGUGUUUAGCACUUGGCCUCUUAAAUGGCAUACAUUCACUUAUAUUAGCCUGUCGUUUUCUACCACCAGCCCUCAGUCCGGAAUUGGCCGAGCUUUAUCUCAAACUCUUUAAGCCAUAUCGCGUGAGCAAGAAACACUUCCAAGAACUUGCCAAAGAAGCGAGAAUACUCAAAUUGGAUCCUGGACAGACUUAUGCAACUGAGGGAGUUUCCGCAGCUGACGAGAGGCUAUCGAUAUUACUACGUGGCAAAUUGAAAGUAACGUGCGACGGUACACAUCUGCACUACAUCCGAGCUUAUCAGUUCGUUGAUUCCCCCGAGUGGGAGGCAACACAUGAGAACCUGGACGAUGUCUUCCAAGUAACAAUACGAGCCGAGGAGACAAGCACUUAUAUAUGCUGGACACGACUGAAACUACUGCGAGUACUGCGCCAUCGUCCUUUGUUGAAGGUUGUAUUGACCACCUUAAUUGGCAAGGACAUAACGUCCAAGUUGUACGCACUCAAUGAGCAGUUGGCUGGGGUUGCGGCGGCCCAUGAAAACGCUGUUUCCAAUCCCUAUCGGGGAAUAGCUAGAAGCGUCAGUGUUGAUGCCGUUGAUACGGAAACUGCUGGACGAGUUAGAUCUCAUACGUGGAAAGAAAGGCGAUACAGUAAUCCACGGAACUCGCCACAGCCUUAUGGCCACCAGUACUGGACUCCAGUGGUGGCUAAUCAUUUUCCGUCGACAUCACCAUUCGUACCAAACCAAAACCUCGGAUACACACUGUUGCCUCAAGGUGUGACAUUCUCACCACCUCGUAUACCCACUGCCACACAUCCACCUUUAACAAGACAACGUAGUGUGGGCGGGGGUUCUGGUGGCGACUACACCCUAUUGCCCACUACCCCCAAGCUCGAACGCAAGCGCUCGAAAAAAGGAGCUCGUGAGGUGACAUUUGAAACACCUGUAUGACGUUCGCUCGACGGGGAAGGCCCUGCCAGUGUACCACUUUUAUCACUGUCUCCGCAGCGUAUCGCCUAGCCCCGUCGGACUCACCAUGACACACGGAAGAUUCAACUAACGAGGUAUGUUCUGUGAGUGUUUUCAAAGUGAAAAUGGAUCAACUGUGGGUGGCCUAAGAGAGAGAAAAAAAGAGAGAGAGAAAAAAAAAUAAACGAUUGAAUUGAAAUAAAAAUCUAACGUGUUCUUCCAACACUUUAACGAGUGUCAGUUAACCAAGGACAUGCCUCACCUCCUCGGAAAUCACUUGUAAAUUCACCGAGAGGGAAAAUGGAACGGAAAAUAACGUAUAAAAAGGAAAAUAAAACGAGUGCAGGGAAAUCCGGAUGGGGAUUUCCAUGCUGGGACAAUUGUUCGUUGAAUUUUUUAUACUCGCGAGUGGGUGACUGCCACAAAUGUCCAACGUUUUUGGUCAUUAUCGAUCGUGUGCUGUUGAUAUUAUAGUGAAAUGAAAGAGACUGGAGGGAAUGGAAGCUUGAGAAAAUAAAAAGCGAAAGCGAAUGAGACUAUUAUGAACACCAUCCCCCUUGUGUAUACCUUUUAAAUCGACUGUGAUUAUAAUAACGGAUAUAAAUUGUUAAGGGUAUGAAAAGGACAAAUUAUCAAUGAAAAAAAUAUAUUGAAAUAGCUUGAACGCAACGUCCCCGGCGCAACGUUUGGGGUGCGGUUUCUCGGGGAUUCCCCCUUUCGUCUGUCCACGUGUCACAUUUUUAUGUCGUCAUGACACGCGCAUCCCUCUUACCGACGAGCGAAAAUAAAACACUAAAUGGAGAAAUAAAAAAUAUUCAACUCGUUUCUCGCGGAUGAAUAAAUAUUGUUGUUAUACUGAAAAAAUUGCGUGACAAUAUAUGUUCCUUUGGAUUUUUCGGGGAGGUGAUGAAAUAGUACAUGGGGGGUACUUUUGUACUCAAGUGAAAAAUAAUGAAAAAAAUAUAAAACGCUUUUGCCUAGAUGUUGCU
This is a messenger RNA of Fopius arisanus, 2761 nucleotides long. Its product is annotated as blood vessel epicardial substance-like. Gene Ontology annotation, molecular function: cAMP binding. The transcript is spliced from 6 exons. The record is from RefSeq and is a predicted model, not a curated record. Gene Ontology annotation, biological process: striated muscle cell differentiation; heart development; skeletal muscle tissue development. Gene Ontology annotation, cellular component: sarcolemma. The coding region runs from base 318 to 1754 and encodes 478 amino acids. NCBI's taxonomy places the organism in Eukaryota, Metazoa, Arthropoda, Insecta, Hymenoptera, Braconidae.